AUGAGCGAUGAACAGAAGACAAAUGAAGAAUUCAUAUCAACAUUUUAUUCUAAUAUUCCUCUCAGUAAAAAGGCAACGUGUCGAGGUACUGUUACAGUUGAAUUUGAUAUUGCCCAUAUAAUUUUGACGAAUAAUAACUCAGCAAAUUUUCUUUAUCAACGUUAUAUUAAAUCUUAUGUUGCGGUUUUCAAGGGUGCCAAAGAAACAGCAUAUUUAAAAGGAAAUCAACAAUGGAAAAAUCUAAAAGCUGCUGGUGAUAAUGAGAAUAUAGAAAAAGAAAUUCAUCGUUUGACACUGGAACAGAAAUUAAAGCAACCAAAAACUUUAUUUACAGUAUGGGGACGACAAUCUACAACAAAUACAAAUCCUAUUCAUAAUUCAAAAUCAAUUAUGUAUUCAGUUGUAACUGGAACUGAUACAACAACAAAAACUGAUAACACAAAUACAUCAUCAGCAUCUGAUUCUUCUUUAUCAAAGAAGCUCUCCAAUCGUACUACGACAUGUCAUGCUCAACAUCCAGAUGCUGUUGCUGCAUAUAAUCUUGCUGUAUAUGACCAAAUUGGACAACCAUCUAUUGAAGAUCGUGGUCAAAAAAGUUUACUUGAAGUGAUCAUUGAAAUUGCUAGUCGUGGUGCAGCAGCAGAUCCUUGUCGAAGUUCAGAUUUAAUAUCUCCUUGCAUGACACUUGAUGAAUUAAUUGAACGUUUAAAAGAACGUGAUUUUGUACUUAGUUGUUCAGCAACAUAUUUACGAUUAAUACCGAGAUGA
Messenger RNA from Rotaria sordida, 768 nucleotides. Lineage: Eukaryota; Metazoa; Rotifera; Eurotatoria; Philodinida; Philodinidae. The record is from the annotation of a GenBank genome assembly.